Molecule: messenger RNA, 1932 nt
Organism: Colletotrichum graminicola M1.001
Lineage: Eukaryota; Fungi; Ascomycota; Sordariomycetes; Glomerellales; Glomerellaceae
Product: DEAD/DEAH box helicase
Exons: 2
Coding region: 1-1932 (643 amino acids)
Cellular component (GO): mitochondrion
Molecular function (GO): ATP binding; nucleic acid binding
Source: RefSeq, a predicted model, not a curated record
AUGUUUCGACAAUCCCUCAGAAGAUGCGCCCGCAUCGGCGGCGCAAGCUUCGCGACUCCUUCCCUCCGAACGACGAGGCCCGUUACUCUCAAGUCCAUCGCACAGUCUUCACAAAGUACUCUUCGCGCUCCCGUCAGCAUCAAUGCAUUCAGACGCUACUCCAGCGAGGCUGCUGCCGCAGUAGCUGCUGAUCCAGCCGCCAAGACUCAAGAGCCCUCUGGUCCGACGACAAGGUUUGCGGAUCUUCGCAAGCUGGGCGUGCACAGCAGCUUGGUCAGCACCAUUACCGAUGGCAUGAAGUAUGAGACCAUGUCGGAAGUCCAGAGCAAAACGAUUGAACCGGCUCUCAAGGGCAUGGAUCUGGUCGCCCAGGCGAAGACAGGUACCGGAAAGACUCUGGCGUUUCUCAUCCCCCUUCUGCAGAGAAUGCUCGCGGCGGACCCAUCGCUUGCCACCCGCAGGGCACGUUUCUCCGCCGACUCCACUGACAUCCGAGGAAUCAUCAUCUCUCCCACCCGUGAGCUCGCUGAGCAGAUUGCCGUUGAGGCCGGGAAGCUGUGCGCCAACACGGGUCUGGUUGUCCAGUGCGCCGUCGGUGGAACAAGAAGGAACGAAAUGCUCAGGAAGACGCAGAGAGAAGGAUGCCAUCUUCUCGUCGGUACGCCUGGGCGUCUGAACGACCUCCUCUCGGACCCCCACAGUGGUAUCAGCGCCCCAAAUUUGGCCGCUAUCGUCCUUGAUGAAGCCGACCGCAUGCUCGACGUCGGCUUCGAGAGGGAGCUGCAGGAUAUUGUUAGUCAGCUUCCUGACCCUCACACUUCGCAGCGCCAGACCUUGCUCUUCUCUGCCACCAUCCCCAAGAACGUUAUUGCCCUGGCCCGGCAAUGGGUCCGCGCCGACAACUUUGACUUCAUCCAAACUGUCUCCGCCGACGAGGUCCUCACCCACGAGAAGGUGCCGCAACAUGUGGUCAAAUGCAGAGGCUGGGCCAACCUUAUUCCGACCUUCUAUGAGCUGAUGGAAAAGGAAGUCGAGAAGCGCCGCAACAACCCGGAAAUGAUGCCUUUCAAGGCGCUUGUGUUCCUCCCCACGUCCGCCUUUGUCGAUCUCGUGGCCGAUGUUGAUCAGAAAAUGAGGUUCAACCGUGACAGAAUCAUGGGCUGGAGAAUCCACGCCAAGCUCACCCAAGCGCAGCGCACAACCGCGUCCAACAAAUUCCGCGAUGCCCGGUCCGGCAUUCUGUUCUCCACUGAUGUCACCGCUAGAGGUCUCGAUUUCCCCAAUGUCACCCACGUCAUCCAGAUCGGCUGCCCGUCGGAUCGUCAGCAGUACAUCCACAGGCUCGGCCGUACAGGUCGCGCGGACAAGGAGGGCGAGGGAUGGCUCCUCAUGCCCGAGAGUGAGACUGGCCUUGCCCGCAGUGAGCUCGCGGGUCUUCCCAUCAAGGCCAUCACGGACAUUGAAGCCGCUGAGUUCGACUUCACUGGCCAAGAGCUACCGUCGGAGCUGACGACAAAGGUUACAGAGGCUACCUCCCAGCUUCGCGAGCAGACUCUUAACGCGGCCUACCUUUCGCUCUUCGGACAGCGCGUGGGUGAUGUCCAGAAGAAGGCCGACGAGCUGAAGGAGUGGUUCGUCCACGCCAUGAAGAUGGAUAACACGCCGGCGAUUAGCGCCUCUAUCGCCCAGACGAGAGGGUUGCGUAACAUUAGGGGCAUCAACAUCUCUGGGCGAGGGUCCUCCUUUGGCAGAGACGGAACGGGCCGCGGCCGCUUCGACGAUCGCGAAUCUCGGGGUGGUUUCUCCAACCGUGGUGGCUUUCGCAGAGACCCCUUUGAAAGGAUGGAGCGCGAGGGCUCCGAUCGCUAUUCCCGCGGCGGCUCCCGCAGGACUGGGCGUUCUGACCGCGAUUUCGAAAGGGCAUCUUUCUAG